Ahaetulla prasina is the source of this 1075-nucleotide messenger RNA. RefSeq names its product serine/threonine-protein phosphatase 2A 55 kDa regulatory subunit B gamma isoform-like. The transcript is spliced from 3 exons. Gene Ontology annotation, biological process: peptidyl-serine dephosphorylation. Gene Ontology annotation, molecular function: protein phosphatase regulator activity; protein binding. Bases 135 to 548 code for a protein of 137 amino acids. The record is from RefSeq and is a predicted model, not a curated record. Gene Ontology annotation, cellular component: protein phosphatase type 2A complex; cytosol. Lineage: Eukaryota; Metazoa; Chordata; Lepidosauria; Squamata; Colubridae.
AAGAACCAGAAGACCCCAACAGCCGUUCCUUUUUCUCCGAAAUUAUUUCUUCGGUGUCAGACGUGAAAUUCAGCCACAGUGGGCGCUACUUGCUAGCGAGGGAUUACCUCACCGUCAAAGUUUGGGAUCUGAAUAUGGAAACAAAGCCUAUAGAAAUAUAUCAGGUUCAUGAUUACCUUAGAAGCAAGUUGUGUUCGCUCUAUGAAAACGACUGCAUUUUUGACAAAUUUGAAUGUGCAUGGAACGGGUCCGACAGUGUCAUCAUGACCGGGGCCUACAACAACUUUUUCCGAAUGUUUGACCGAAACACGAAGCGCGACGUGACUUUGGAGGCCUCCCGCGAGAACAGCAAGCCUCGGGCGAUCCUGAAGCCUCGCCGUGUGUGCGCCGGGGGCAAGAGGCGGAAAGACGAUAUCAGCGCCGACAGCCUGGACUUCACCCAAAAAAUUUUGCACACCGCCUGGCACCCCACGGAAAACAUCAUUGCUAUUGCGGCCACAAACAAUCUGUAUAUCUUUCAAGACAAAAUGAACACGGAAGUGCAUUAGUUCCCACUGGAGAGAGAGAGAGACGUCUUUGGACCAAUACCGCUACUUGCUUGAUGAGAGAAAAGCCUUUAUUGGGAAGUAAACACCCUGUAAAUCGACGGAGUUUACUCCCCAAUAAAUGUCUGCAGCAAUAAGAUGUAUGUGGAUUAAAUUAUUUCAUGACCCACCACCCAGUCCUUUGGCGACCACUCUAUAUUUUAAUUCAUUGCAACCGCCAUACAGUCAUCUCAAAAAUAAAUUCUCCUUAUGACCAGGUGGCUGGCGUCUGUUUCAUUACUCAUCAUUUUAUUCCGGUUCCUGUUCGACACGGUCCUUGUCGAACGGUCCUUGUCAUAACCUCAGAGGUGGUAAUUCAGCCGGUUCGGACCAGUUCAGGCAAACCGGUAGCACCGACGGUCAGUUGGUCCCACCCAUCCGCCCCUGCUCUAUCCUGCCCUUUAUUUCCUGCUUUGUAGCUCAUCUCAAUCGUGAGGCACAGCUGACUCCCCUCCCCUUGCUGUUCUACUUACCGUUGCUGAUUUGGAAGG